AUUAAAACCCUAGGGACAUAUCCUCAGUGACGGAUUGAGACUCAAAGCGGGCGAGAGAGAGAGAGAGCAGCGAGGAAGAAGAUGGUCUCAGGAUCAGGGAUUUGCGCUCGAAGAGUGGUGGUGGAUGCGCGCCACCACAUGCUUGGCCGCCUCGCUUCGAUCCUAGCAAAGGAGCUCCUCAAUGGCCAGAAGGUAGUCGUUGUCCGCUGCGAGGAGAUCUGCCUUUCUGGCGGUCUCGUUCGUCAGAAGAUGAAGUACCUUCGUUUCCUUAGGAAGAGGAUGAACACGAAGCCCUCCCAUGGCCCUAUUCACUUCCGUGCUCCUUCGAAGAUUCUCUGGAGGACCAUUAGAGGGAUGAUUCCUCACAAGACCAAGCGUGGAGCGGCGGCGCUUGCUCGUUUGAAGGCUUAUGAGGGCGUUCCACCUCCUUAUGAUAAGAUCAAGAGGAUGGUUAUCCCCGACGCUCUCAAGGUCUUGAGGCUUCAGCCUGGACACAAGUACUGUUUGAUGGGACGCCUCUCGGCUGAGGUUGGAUGGAACCAUUAUGACACUAUCAAGGAGCUUGAGGAGAAGAGAAAGGAGAGAGCCCAAGUUUCAUAUGAGAGGAGGAAGCAACUGACCAAAUUGAGGGUCAAGGCUGAGAAGGCAGCUGAGGAGAAGCUUGGUGCCCAAUUAGAUGUUCUUGCACCCGUUAAAUACUAAGUGUUUUAAAAUUUAGCUGUUUUUCAAAUGAGAAUUUUGCAGAGAAUUGCUUUGGUAUUGGAUUCAACUGCAGUUUUGGCAACUAUAAUGGCAUGAUGUUCUGAUGCCUUUUGGUAUUUUAAGUAGCAUUGUAGAACAUUUGGAUUUACUAGGGUCUUUUAUAUGAACAAGAUAGCUGAAUUUGCCCUCCAA
This is a messenger RNA of Macadamia integrifolia, 894 nucleotides long. Its product is annotated as 60S ribosomal protein L13a-4. Gene Ontology annotation, molecular function: mRNA binding; structural constituent of ribosome. Gene Ontology annotation, cellular component: cytosolic large ribosomal subunit; ribosome. The record is from RefSeq and is a predicted model, not a curated record. Gene Ontology annotation, biological process: translation; negative regulation of translation. The coding region runs from base 82 to 702 and encodes 206 amino acids. The transcript has 4 exons. Lineage: Eukaryota; Viridiplantae; Streptophyta; Magnoliopsida; Proteales; Proteaceae.